CUUUUGUCCCUCCUGACACGCCGUAGUGAGACUAAAAACGUGCUAUCCGGUGCUGUUGUGUUGUGACUGAAUGAGACGAUUCUUGAGAUUUAAGAACAGCCUCACGCGUUUCGACUAAAACAGGAACUCCUUUCGACUUUUACAGUGUAGUCGCUGCAUUUUCUUUUACCUCACAUUGAGCUGAUUUAGUCUCAACCCGUAAGCUAGCCGCUAACCGAAGAGAAGCAACUCAAACAAGACGGUAGUUCGCUGCUACUUUACUGCAGUUCAAACGUCAGGAAAGCCUCGCUGUUGUAACAUGUCGGCUGUGCCAAACGAGUUGAGGAAACGGAACAAGAAGCGAUAUGCGGGCGGACACCACAACAAGCGGUAUAAGGGCUCCCGUGAGCUGGAGGUGGGUAUGGAAGGAAUCCUCAUCACCUGCAACAUGAACGAGAAGAAGUGCACAGCCGAGGCCUUCAACCUGCUCAAUGAAUACGCCGACAAGCUCUAUGGACCCGAGAAGUUUCAUGGUAAUGCUGGGAGCAGCAGUGAUGAAGAAGAGGCUGAAGAAGAAGAUGUUGAUGUUGCACUAAAGAAAGAAGUGGCACAGCUGCAAGCGUCUAGAACGAAACAGGAGAGACGCUUCCUGGCUUUGGACAGUGGGGCAAACAACGUAAUCUUCAUCAGAACUCAAAAUCUGGAAUCUGACAAGUUGGUUCAUCACAUCCUGUCUGAUCUCCACACCACCAAGAAGAAAAAGUCUCGUGUGAUCCUUCGGAUGCUGCCAGUAACUGGAACAUGCAAGGCCUUCCAGGAAGAUAUAGUGAGGUACCUGACUACUUUCUUGGAACCAUGGUUCAAAACCCCAAACUAUGCUACCUAUCAGAUCGCCUUCAAGGCCCGCAACAGCAGCCACAACAAGAGAGAUGAAAUCAUCAAAGCAGUUGCAGGUCUUGUGGGGAAGCUGAAUCCUAAAAACAAAGUGGAUUUGACAAACCCAGAACUGACGAUCAUUGUCGAGGUCAUCAAGGCCGUGUGUUGCAUCAGUGUGGUUAAGGAUUAUACUCUGUAUAGAAAGUACAACGUUCAGGAAAUAGUCAAGGUGGAUGCACCAAAGCCUGAUGCGACCUCAGCAAAAACUGAUGCAAACACACCCGAGGAGGAGGGAAAUCAGAAGGAAGGGGACACAAAACAUGAAGACAAGACAGGUGAUGAGGAAAAUGGCAAAAGUGUGUCACAGGACGACAAGGAGGUUGAUAAGGGCCAAGGUGAAGGAGAAUAAGGCUUCGAAAUCAAAGCAACAAGUUGUUAGUCAGAUUCAAAAUGUCUUUGCUAUGUUGUUAUGCUUUUGUUUGCAAAGAGAAAGAAGUAAGAUAUUUUUUUCAUAGUUUAUGACAUUAAUUACAAAAGAUGGUUGGCAGGAUCCUACAAUAAUUUACUGUCUUUGUUUUCAUUAAGAAAACUAUCAAUGAUAUUGGGGUGUCCAUUUUAAUGGAGAGCUUUAGUAUGAACUGAACAUAUCUUUAUGUGCAGGUUAACGCUGUUUCAGCAGCUCACAUUUUACUUUUUAAAACUCGUUUGAAUUAAACGUUUUAAAUUUAAGUUUAACAGAGGUACAGGCCUGUGUGUGCGCAUUACACACAAACACAGUGAUAGACUGUUUUUGUAAGAUUUCCUAAAGCAGCACCUGAAUUAAAGCUGCGUGUGUUUGUAACUGACAUUUUCUCACUUCAUGUUGCAGUGAUUGUGACAGCAGUUUAGUACAUGUGGUGUGUCGGAGCUUUUUUUUUUUCUUCCUCUUCACAUCAUGGAGUAAAAUGUCUCUUGUGACUAAAAACCAA
Messenger RNA from Solea senegalensis (Senegalese sole), 1823 nucleotides. Its product is annotated as THUMP domain-containing protein 1-like. Gene Ontology annotation, biological process: tRNA modification. The transcript has 5 exons. The record is from RefSeq and is a predicted model, not a curated record. Bases 299 to 1264 code for a protein of 321 amino acids. Gene Ontology annotation, molecular function: RNA binding. NCBI's taxonomy places the organism in Eukaryota, Metazoa, Chordata, Actinopteri, Pleuronectiformes, Soleidae.